Messenger RNA from Dermacentor silvarum, 2601 nucleotides. RefSeq lists its product as uncharacterized. NCBI's taxonomy places the organism in Eukaryota, Metazoa, Arthropoda, Arachnida, Ixodida, Ixodidae. The record is from RefSeq and is a predicted model, not a curated record. Bases 1 to 1161 code for a protein of 386 amino acids. The transcript has 8 exons.
AUGGAAGCCUCACUCAGCUUUGAGGGAUGCACACUUAGCAGCCUUCCACACGCGCUGCCUUCCCUUCUGGAUGGAAAGCUUGAGUUGAUGCAGAACGAGGGAAUCGAGAACAGACAUCGCACCGCGAGUGUGGGCUUCUACAUUGGCGACCCGUGCAACCAGACAUGCAGCCGCGUUCUGUACCACGUGUUCUGCAACGUCACCUCCCGACGCUGCGAGUGCAGGCCGGAGUAUCCUGUCAACAUCGACAACAGACAGUGUGUCAAAGCUUCGUCGCUGGGCGGCCACUGCGACCACGACGAGGCGUGUGCCUUUUCGGUGACUCACUCGUCCUGCCAGAGCAACGAGUGUCGCUGCCUCGAUGGACACGAGCCCGACGCACACGCCACCAAGUGCACGCCCACUCGCGGUGUGGCCAUCCUGGAAAAUGCCGAGCUGACGACCAUGGUGAGCGUCAUCGUGGCGCUGAUGGUGUUCACGGCGCUCUUCUGCCUCGUCCUUAGGCUCUUCAGCAAAGCCCGUUUCGGCACAUCCGGGCGCGAUCGCAUGGGUGACGCUGCCUCUCCGCCCCCGGGACCCGCCGUGCUCAGCUCCGUGGACGGGUCCCUGGCUCAGGCGCCGGGCACCAAGGGACCAGGACCCGGGUCCCGGCGCACCUCCCGCAACUCGGUGGACUACGCGGCCUCGCGUCGGGCCAGUUACGGCAUGCUCGCGCCGCCCGCGGACUCGCAGAGCUGUUCCCGCCGCGCAAGCGGCUCCUCGGUCAGGUCGCAGACCUCGCAGCGGUCGGCGGCGUCCAACAGGAGCGGCUCGCUGUCCAGGGUCGGCUCCAGGCAGACCCCGGCUGCGGCAAAAGGAGGCGCCGAGGGCUCUGUCGCCGUCGCCGCCACCGUCGCCGCUGCUGCAACCACCGAGAUCUCGGGCACCGAGGACGAAGACGAACGGGUCCCGCCGGCGCCCCCGCCGGCCACCGUCGGGGGCCAGCAGAGGAAGCCGCCGCACGAGCCCGUGCGCGGGGCCGCCUCGUCGCCGAUAAACGCGACGACGCGCGCGGACCCCGUGGCCGAACAGCCCAUCACGCGGCCGCUCCGGUCGCCGCUCUCGCACGACGUGCGCGACAAGGAAGUCACCGGCUACGCAACGGCUCCAAGUUUUGAGUAACCUGCAGCACACUACGUUUUGGGGCACCGUAGCGUGGAGGCGUAGCCAGUGACGUCGCAAAAGUGUGAUGUCAAGCAGCGGCGCAAGUUUCAUGGACUGGGCCGCUGACGUCACGGAACAUCUGCGAGCACACCCGCACGUGGUGCCCAAACCAUGCGAGAGUUCGUCCACGUAGGAACUGUAGAGCCAGCACGAUAUAGAACAGUAGCGUGCCAGCGUAAAUAGGAGUCGCAAGACGUGAAGAUGAAGUCGACGGCGUCACGAAUCACGUGAUCGGCAGAACGCGCGAGAACCAGUGAAAGUGAGAGGAAGACGCUGCAUUGCUCACGCUGACCGCGCGUGCGCGAGAUAGUACGCCGACUUGUUUUGAGGUGUCGAAGGGAACGCAUUGAUUGCCGGCGGCAUUUUAGAGCCGCUCCGCACUGUUAUUUCUCUAGCGAAGAAUCCAACAACGGGUGCUGUAAUAAUGGCUAAUCAAACACGGCGAUACGUAAGAGCAGCCGAGGUGAGAUUGUUGAUGAGGUGUGUUUCGACGCAUUUUGCGCAAGUAGCGAAAAUCUAGAAGAGGCAUGUAUCUUCGGGUUUUCCGCUAAUACGCAACUGUUUCUGGCGACAGGAAGAAUGAAAGAGCGGUCAUAACGUUGGGCCAGAGCAUUAAAUCGCCGCCAUUCUCGGAGGAAGUAUACUGCGAGCCAUUCUUGCGACUAUUGACACGUACGUUAGCACCCGCGGCAAAGAAAUCGUGAGUUGAUCUUAGAAUAGUCACCCUUAUACACAACGUACAGCGUCGGGAUGACACAUAAGUGCCCAUGCCCCAAGCUCUACAACAUCACACGCCAACAUUCCUGAUUACGCGAAUUCACGCGAAAUAACGCAACCACUUUCCUCGGAAAAUGAGUUUUAAUCUACAUUAUAUUCGCUUCUGUGAACCAGAGCGCCUUGGAAGAAGUUGUUCUAACUGAUAAUUUUAAGAAGCAACAAUUCUAUAAGCUUUCUGCCUUGCAGGAUUUCUAAUACUGUAAAGUCAAAGCUAUGCACACCUCCCGCUAUUCCCUACAUUUCGUUUAGCAUUCUCCGAAUUCUUCAAGAAGACAAAACAAAUGAAGAAAUUGUUAGAAACGUGACGUGCAAGUCGGUCUCACAUGGCAGCCUUGUUCGAGAAAAGCACUGAUUAUGAACAAAGCUGCUGUCUUGGAGCCGAAACGUCAUGUUUGUUUUAAUUUCGGCUUCCUGGUUUUGUUUGAUUUAUUAUCCUUCCCGGCAAGAAGAGAUUUAGUCAGACUCUCGGUUUUACCGGAUGCUUUGCGCAGUUUGUUAUUAUUUCAUGCUCUGCUUGUUCAAGCAGCUGGUCUGUAUUAAGCUAAGUUCUUUCUGUGAUUUGAAGAAGUAAAAUAUUUCAUAAAUAUUGUCCUGAACAGUGAUGUAGAUACCGAACACAGU